Messenger RNA from Crotalus tigris (Tiger rattlesnake), 2089 nucleotides. RefSeq names its product lysosomal acid lipase/cholesteryl ester hydrolase-like. The coding region runs from base 163 to 1257 and encodes 364 amino acids. The transcript is spliced from 9 exons. NCBI's taxonomy places the organism in Eukaryota, Metazoa, Chordata, Lepidosauria, Squamata, Viperidae. Gene Ontology annotation, molecular function: hydrolase activity, acting on ester bonds. Gene Ontology annotation, biological process: lipid metabolic process. The record is from RefSeq and is a predicted model, not a curated record.
CUAUUUUUAUAAAUAACUGAAGGCAACAAAAAUAUCUAAUACUCUUUCUCCCUCUUAUUUUCCCCACAACUACUCUGUGAAAUGAGCUGGGCUGAAAGAAUAAGUGAGAGUGACGUCACCCAACUGGUUUUCGUCAAUAAUUUAUGAUCAGAUGGUAUCAAGAUGGUACAUAUACAGAGUGAGAUUAUCCAUUUUCAUAACUAUCCAAGUGAGGAAUAUCAUGUUGAAACAGAAGAUGGAUAUAUACUUACCAUUAACAGAAUACCUCAUGGAAGGUAUAAUGCUGCAAGUAAAGCUGCACGACCUGUUGUGUUUUUGCUACAUGGUGUCGUUGGAGAUGGUUCCCACUGGAUUUCUAACCAGCCGCACAACAGUUUUGGUUUCAUAUUAGCAGAUAAUGGUUAUGACGUUUGGCUUGGAAAUAGCAGAGGAAACACCUGGUCUUCAAAUCAUAAGAUACUGAAGCCAUGGCAGAAGGAAUUCUGGAGCUUUAGUUUUCAUGAGAUGGGAUACUAUGAUAUUCCAGCAGCCAUAUACUUUAUCCUGAACCAAACCAAACAGCAGCAGCUUUAUUAUGUGGGCCAUUCAGAAGGCACAACUGCUGGUUUCAUCUCAUUCUCUACUUGGCCAGAACUGGCUGAAAAAAUCAAGGUCUUUUUUGGAAUGGGACCUAUAGCCACACUAACAUAUGCUACAAGUCCUGUAUUAAAAAUAAAGCUCAAUAAUUCACUAUUUCAUACACUGUUUGGCUACAAAGGAAUUUUGCAGUAUCCUACGUCUAUGAGAAAGCUAAGGGUUGCAUUUUGUAAUUUUCAACCUAAAAUCUGCGAACGUCUAAUCUCUUUUGUAGUUGGUUCUAAUACUCCCAAUUGCAACUUGAGUCGUAUGGAUGUGUAUAUAGCACAUUCUCCUGCUGGAACAUCUGUGCAAAACAUUUUUCACUGGAAACAGAUCCAUAAUAAAAAAGGGUUUCAAGCAUACGACUAUGGCACUAAGGAAAAGAAUAUGGAGAAGUAUAACCAGAUUAUUCCUCCUGUAUACAAGAUAGAAGAUAUAAAAAUACCCAUUGCACUCUGGUCUGGUGGAAAUGACUUAUUUGUGAACAUAAGAGAUGUCGAGGCAUUAAUAUCGCGGCUUAGUAACGUCAUUUAUCACCAACAUGUUCCUGAAUGGCAACAUCUGGAUUACAUUUGGGGACUGGAUGCCACUGAGAUUAUGUACAUGCGUAUCAUUGAGAUAAUGAAAAGUUAUGCAUGAUUCUUCAGCAGUGAUAUACAGAGAAAGCAUGUUGUAUGAUGACAAUUUAAAAACACACCUUAAAGUCUUAAUGCAGCUGAGCUGAUUAGUUAGUUGAAGAAAUAUUUGCAAUCUGACUGAACACUGUUUCCCUAAAUGGUAUUUACAUUAACUCACUUCUUCAAACUGUUCCCAUUUCCUCUAAAUUUUUUACCUUAUUCCUCUGUAAUUGAGAAACAAAUUAAAUUCUCAUAGACCAUCAAGAGGUUUCCUUUUUUUUAAUUUGGAUGCCCAUCAUAGCAGAAAUACUAAGCUAUAGUACUAAUAAAAUGGGGUAGCAGUAGAAAAGAAUAAAAGUUUGCUAAACAUAUUGAUAUGCCUUCUGCUGAAUGCAAACUUCCUAGAUAAGUUUUGGGGAGAAGCACAUUUCACAAAGCCAGUCUGCAAAACGAAAGGAAAACUCCAUAUAGAAGGGGAACAAGUCUACUCUGUCAGAGUUAAAGGCAUUUGGUGGCAAGUGUUAUGCACAUAUCCCUAAAGAAAAAGAAAAGAAAUUAAAUGGCACAUUUGGAGCAAAAGCUUAACAGGUUUUAGAUUCAGAUCCUGGAUAAGUAAAUACAGAUAGGGUUAUUAUUUUAAUGAAGAAAUAAUUCUGAAAAGAUAACCCAAAAUGAGUUGCAGGAUUCGGAUUCUGGUCCAAACCACCUAGUAGCACCCAGAGCUAUGAUUCAGAAGGGGCUGCUGCCAUAUUGUAAGAACAAGAAACAGAAUUAAAAUCUAAAAUAUCCCUAAAAUCUAAUAAAGGAAUCCCACCAGACAUUAAUGUGCAAUACCACUAUAGGAAGGAUGUGCC